Molecule: messenger RNA, 615 nt
Organism: Gekko japonicus
Lineage: Eukaryota; Metazoa; Chordata; Lepidosauria; Squamata; Gekkonidae
Product: GS homeobox 1-like
Biological process (GO): regulation of DNA-templated transcription
Cellular component (GO): nucleus
Molecular function (GO): DNA-binding transcription factor activity, RNA polymerase II-specific; sequence-specific double-stranded DNA binding
Source: RefSeq, a predicted model, not a curated record
AUGCCGCGCUCCUUCCUGGUGGACUCGCUGGUGCUGCGCGAAGGCGGCAGCGAGAAGAAGGGGGGCUCCACGUCCCCGGGCAGUCCUCCGCCGCCGCCACUCUUCCCCUACGCGGUGCACCCCUCGCACCCGCUCCACGGGCUCUCGGCAGCCUCCGGGGGCGCUUGCCCGGCCGCGCCGGGGGCCACAUCGCUCUACCAGAGCGCCUACCCCCUGCCCGACCCCCGGCACUUCCACUGCAUCUCCGUCGACAGCACGUCGGGCCCGCUGCCCAGCAGCAAGCGGAUGCGCACGGCCUUCACCAGCACGCAGCUCCUGGAGCUAGAGCGAGAGUUCGCCUCCAACAUGUACCUGUCGCGGCUCCGGCGCAUCGAGAUCGCCACCUACCUGAACCUCUCCGAGAAGCAGGUGAAGAUCUGGUUCCAGAACCGCCGCGUCAAGCACAAGAAGGAGGGCAAGGGCGGGCCCCACCGCGCCGGCGGCUCGGCCCCGCACGGCUGCAAAUGCGCCUCCCUGUCGGCGGCCGCCAAGUGCCCCGAAGACGACGACGAUGACCUGCCCAUGUCGCCCUCUUCGUCGGGCAAAGACGAGCGAGACCUCGCCCUCACCCCCUGA